Polypterus senegalus (gray bichir) is the source of this 2282-nucleotide messenger RNA. RefSeq lists its product as uncharacterized. The transcript has 8 exons. Lineage: Eukaryota; Metazoa; Chordata; Cladistia; Polypteriformes; Polypteridae. Bases 561 to 1358 code for a protein of 265 amino acids. The record is from RefSeq and is a predicted model, not a curated record. Gene Ontology annotation, cellular component: membrane.
CGCCGCUCCCUCCCACUCUGCCCACUAAGCUGCUGAAUCACAGACUGAGCAAUAUGAUUCCGGCAGUAGAGCAGAGAGCAAGCUUCCACACGCCGGCUGCCACCAGCGACUUCAGGUAUGAAGACCUGCUCAAGCACCCAAGCAGAAUUAGACAGACAACGAGGACUCGUUUAGUAGUACUCAGGAAUUUGACGAUCCCGACAAAGCCAUGGACUCCGAAGAAUGAUUGUCAGCAUUCGACAUCACCACUCUUCAACUCUCUGGAGUAUAGACUCAAUGAGAUUAACAGUGUAUAGAAGGCUCACCCACCCUGGAAAACUGAUAACAAUUAGGAAACUAAAUGCAGAAAAAAUCGGAUCGGAUUGAACUGGACCAGAAGACGUCCUCCGAGAAGGAGAUCAAACCCAAUGCACAAUUCACAAGAGGAGGAAUCUCGAGCAGACCCAGCGGGGGAAACACGGGAGCCAAAGUCUGAGCGAGCGCACAGCACCGGAUAAACUACUCGUCCGUUUCGUAAUAGACUCUACUUGAGAACCGCAAGUCCACUGAUUAGCUGGACCAUGAAGACCAGCAGAGCUAUCAAAUACACGCUGUUCGCGUUCUGCUACUUCUUCUGGGUGGCCAGUGCGUUGCUCAUUGCUGUAGGAAUCUACGCAAAAUUGGCCAAAGAGGGAGGUAUCGUGGACCUGCUGACCACUGACCCUGCCCUGAUGCUUAUAGUCAUUGGUUCCUUAAUGUUUGUCAUCACCUUUUUUGGCUGCCUAGGAGCACUGAGGGACACCUCAAUUUUACUGAAAAUCUUUGCUGGCAUAAUGGCGGUUGUGCUUAUCCUGCAAAUAACAGCUGCCGUGCUUGGCUUUAUAUUCAGUGAUUUGGUGAUGGAAAGGUCUGAAGCUUUAGUGAAAAGAGGAAUUUCAACUUACAGAAAUGAUUUGGACUUGGACAAUCUCAUAGAUUUCAUCCAGAAAAAGUUCCAGUGUUGUGGGAGUAAGUCAUUAAGGGACUGGUCUGCAAAUGUGUACUUCCACUGUGACACCUCAAAUCCAAGCCUGGAGCGCUGUGGGGUCCCCUUCUCCUGCUGCAUUCCUGAAAAAGAGGAGACAGUGAUCAACACAAUGUGUGGCUAUGGAGUUCAGAGUCAAAGGGAUUGGGACCUGAUCGAUAAGAUCUACGUAGAAGGCUGCUUAGACAAAGUGGUGGUGUGGGGACGGCAGAACCUGCUGGCACUUGGUGGGAUCACCCUGGGUUUGUUUGUUCUGGAAAUUUUCAUGAUUGUGCUGGCUUCUGUCCAGAUCUCUCAGCUUACUUUGAUAUCAAAUGAGAAAAAAAGGAAAAGCCUCAGGUAUACCUCCCGAUAGGUGACAGUCCCUUUCAAGGAUCUAUCAAGACUGGAUCAUUAAGGGAUGCCAUGACAGCACCGGCACCAGAGACCCUGUGAAUGUAUUAUUCCAGAAGGAGAAAAGAAUUUUAAUGUGAGACUUUCAAUUAUUGUUUGGAUAAAUGGAAUUUGUGGUGACAGCAGUGGGAUUUUAGAUGGCAUCAAGGGGGCGGGGUUAUUUAUUUAGCUCCACCUCAGUCUCUUAAGGGUCAAUCACAGCUAGGGUUAAAUGUACAGGGAGGCUACUGGUGCAGAAGACAACUAAACUCCUCUUGUUGAUCUUAAAUUCAAAAAUGGUGACUCAGUAUUAACUGAUGCUAAGUUUAUGGAAGUCAGAUACCAGCCUGGCUCACUGACUAUGUGGGUUUUCUUCUACGUUCCAAUGAUUAUUUUCACCAUAUUCCAGUUUUUUUCAUACAUUGUAGAUGGACAGAUUAGGAUCAGCGACGACUUUGAUUUCACAUACUGAAUGCUCUUGUAUUCUAAAACAGAAUGGUGUCCUAUCCAGGAUUGCAAUUCUGCCUCUUGCUUGAACUUGUCAGGAGAAGUUCUGACUACCUAAGAUGCUGUACUAUGUAAAGAAGCGCAUUCAGAAAAGCAUCAGCCAUUCAACACUUUUUGGUAGAAGUGAGUAUAAUCACUUUUCAGGUAUCUGGAGUACGAGGAGAAAUGUUUUACAUUAACAAAGUUUUACUUAAAGUGUAGACAUUUUAGAAUUCAGCAAGAUUGAGGCAAUUAUUUGUCCAGGCAGAUAUAACAAAAGACGUGUACUUAACUAAUGGUUAUAUAUUGAUUAACCUGAGUGCCAUAAGAUGUCCAAGAAUUAUAAAUACUCAUGGAGUUUAAUACUGUCUCAGUUCAGCCUAAAACAUCCAUUGGUAAAAUAAAGGAACCUUCAAAUCUU